CGCGCCGAACAAUACGGCGGCGGGCGCGGAGCCGAGCGGAGCGGAGCGGCCCCGCUCCCCGGCAUGGGCCGCGCCCCUGCCCGCGCCCUGCCCGCCGCGCCGCCCGCCGCCCCGGCGGCCAUGUGAGCCAUGGCGGCGGCGGCGGGUGGCGCGGCGGGGCUGGCGGCGCUGCUGGGCAGCGCCUCCCCGCACCUCCUCAUCGUCUCCGCCGCUGAGGAGCCCGCGGGCGGCGACGGCCACCCCGACACCGACCUCCUGCUCUUCGCCACGCCGCAGCCCGCCUGUCCCGGCGCCGCGCCCAGACGGCCCGCGCUGGGCCGCCCGCCGGUGAAGAGGAAGCUGAACUUGGAGACGGAUCACCAGUACAUAGCGGAGAGCCUGCCGGUGGGCCGGGGCAGGGCCAGGAACCCUGCUAAAGGUGCCAAGUCUCCUGGGGAGAAGUCCCGCUACGAAACCUCGCUGAACCUCACCACCAAGCGCUUCCUGGAGCUGCUGAGCCAGUCUCCUGACGGCGUCGUGGACCUCAACUGGGCGGCAGAAGUUCUGAAGGUGCAGAAGAGGCGCAUCUACGACAUCACCAAUGUCCUGGAGGGCAUCCAGCUUAUUACCAAGAAGUCCAAGAACAACAUCCAGUGGCUGGGCAGCCAGGCCACCGUGGGAGCCCCCAGCCGGCACCGGCUGCUGGACAAGGAGCUGCGGGAGCUGCAGGCGGCUGAGCGGCAGCUGGACGACCUCAUCCAGAUGUGCAUGGUGCAGCUGCGCCUGCUCACCGAGGACCCCGCCAACCAGCAUGCAGCCUACGUGACCUGCCAGGAUCUCCGCAGCAUUGUGGACCCUUCAGAGCAAAUGGUGAUGGUUAUCAAAGCUCCUCCAGAGACCCAGCUGCAGGUCUCAGACCCAGCGGAGGCUUUCCAGGUCUCUGUGCGAAGCACUCAGGGCCCCAUCGAUGUUUUCCUCUGCCCCGAGGACAGCUCGGGGGUCUGUAGCCCAGUCAAGAGCCCCUUUAAAGCCCCCUUAGAGGAGUCGUCUCCCAGCCGUCCACAGCCCAGAGCCUCCCCGCUCCUGCAUCCCGCCCAGGACGUGAACAUCCCGCUGCUGCCCGGAGAGCAAGAGACGCUGCUGGCGGGGACGAGCGGGCUGCCCGGCAAGUGCCCGGUGGAGGAGGCGAGCCUGUCGCCACUGGCCUCCAUGGACGCCCUCCUGGACCAGAGCAGGGAGGAUUUUUCGGGUUUCUUGGCGGAUGAGUUCAUCAACCUGUCGCCGCCGCAGACACAGGACUACCACUUCGGCCUGGAGGAGGGCGAGGGCAUCAGCGAGCUCUUUGACUGUGACUUUGGGGACUUCACGCCCUUGGACUUCUGAGGCUCUGCCCAGUGCUCGCCGGGGGCUGCCAGGCGCGGGGGCACCCCUGGGCAGGCAGCCCCCCCGGCUGCAGCACCGCAGAUCCUCUCCCGUCCCUUUUUGCAAUAUUUUCUUCUUACCCCUCCAGCCCCCGAGCCCAGCGGGGCAUGGCAGCAUCCCUGACUCCAGCCCUAGCAGGGGGGUGCCAGACUGGGGGUCCCAUUUCAGGGGACCCCCCUGCAUAGGGCCCUGAUCUUGGGGGGGCUGCUUAGGGCAGAGCCACUGUCCCCCUGCCAGGUGCCCGUUACAGAGCUUUAAGCAGUCCUGUGUAUAGGUUUGAUUAAUUUAUUAUUGUCCCCUGGGGACAGCGUUUAAUUUCUCGGGGGGAUUAGGGGGGGGCUGUGCAGCAGAGUGGGGGUGCCAAGAGGUUUUGUCAUGCUGGGAAAGGGGUGACGGAGAUGUGGGGGGUGCUGGGUGGGGGCUAUCCAACCCCCCGCGUGUGGGGGCUGCCUGCAGCCCAGCUGAGCGUGGGUAUUUAUUUAUUAUUUAUGGUGUGUGGGAGCUCUCCCGGGACACGGAGGGGCAGGAGGGAGCGGGGGGAUGAUGCUGGUGGGGGGCAAACACAGAAGGUCCCGCUGGGGGCUCACCAGCACAUCCCAGCUUUGCUCACAGCCGAACUGGGGCUGCUGGCGAAGCCACUGUGGUGGCAAGUGGCUGCGGGAGGGGGAAAGGGCUGGUGGCCCCAGGCCCGUGUGUGUGUCCCCUCGGGGUGGGGGGCACGCAGGGGUGUUCCAGGGGGCACAUCUCUGCAGGUGAGGACCCAACGCUGUCCCCAGGCUUUUCUUCCCCUCCCUGCGCAGCCGCUCAGCCUUUCGGCCCCAUCUCCCCUUGUCUGGCCCACGGGGGCUGGGAGAGGCACAGGGGAAGAGAAGGGGGUCCCAGGGCCCCCCAGGGCCAGGCUGGAGACACACUUUCACUUUUACUGCCUUUUAACAAGCUUGUGUUCCUCUGAGCUUCAUGUUUAAUAAAGAUUUCUACUGAUUCCA
Columba livia (rock pigeon) is the source of this 2387-nucleotide messenger RNA. It is a transcript of the gene E2F1, whose product is annotated as E2F transcription factor 1. Bases 130 to 1362 code for a protein of 410 amino acids. The transcript has 7 exons. Lineage: Eukaryota; Metazoa; Chordata; Aves; Columbiformes; Columbidae. Gene Ontology annotation, molecular function: DNA-binding transcription factor activity, RNA polymerase II-specific; protein dimerization activity; RNA polymerase II cis-regulatory region sequence-specific DNA binding. The record is from RefSeq and is a predicted model, not a curated record. Gene Ontology annotation, cellular component: Rb-E2F complex. Gene Ontology annotation, biological process: G1/S transition of mitotic cell cycle; regulation of transcription by RNA polymerase II.